GCCGACUGCACGGACGGGGAAGCCUCCUGGAGAGUGGACUCCCUUUCCUUCUAUAAAUCCGGCUCCUCCCAAUCCAGGAUCUUCCCAGCCUCGCCGCCCCACCACCCCAGCAUUGCCUUACCUUGCCUUGCCUUGCCCUGCCCUCCAUUCCACCUCCACCUCGCCGCCCAAAUCCCCCCACCCAACAAUCCCCCAUGGGGUCGCAGGCCAUCGAGGCGCACCGCGCGGGCGCGGAGGUGUACCGCGGCGCGGCGCUGUGCGCGGAGAAGUCGACGGAGCUGCUGGCAGAGGCGCACCUCCCGCUGGGCCUGCUGCCGCUGGCCGACAUGGAGGAGGUCGGCUACAACCGCGCCACGGGCUUCGUGUGGCUGCGCCAGAGGAAGUCGCUCACGCACACGUUCCGCCCGAUCGCGCGCCAGGUCUCGUACGCCGCCGAGGUCACCGCCUUCGUGGAGGACCGGCGGAUGAGGCGCAUGACCGGGGUCAAGACCAAGGAGCUCCUCAUCUGGGUCACCCUCUCCGACAUGUUCGUCGACAGGGACGACCCCUCCAAGAUCACCUUCAAGACGCCCACCGGGCUCGGCAGGACCUACCCCGUCUCCGCCUUCGCUAAGGAAGGCGCCGGUGACGACGGCGCGGCGGCCAAGCACAAGGAUGAUGCCCCCGCCCCGACCGCCGCCGGUAAGGCUGCUGCCAGCAAGUGAGCUAACCUCACGCCGGCGGACUCUAGCAAGAGCACGAACGAGGGCCAAGCGCUCGAAACCCAGCGACGUGGAAGCGCCUGCGCCGCGAGCAUCCUUCCAGAGCGCGGGGCCAAGGCCAAGCAGAGAAGCAGUGCAAGCAUAUGGCGCGCCGUGCCAGCCUGCUCCUCGCCGCGGCGCUGCUCGUCGCCGUCGCUGCCGCGGCGGUGCCGCCGACGUGCGAGCGCAUCGAGUGCCCGGCGUACGAGGUGGUGGACAGCGCCAACGGGUUCGAGAUCCGGCGGUACACGGACGCCAUGUGGAUCACCACGGCGCCCAUCGAGGACAUCUCCUUCGUCGCCGCCACGCGCACCGGCUUCCUACAGCUGUUCGACUACAUCCAGGGCAAGAACGCGUACAACCAGACGAUCGAGAUGACGGCGCCGGUGCUGACGCGGGUGUCGCCCAGCGACGGGCCCUUCUGCGCCUCCGCCUUCGCCGUGAGCUUCUACGUGCCGGCCAAGAACCAGGCGGACCCGCCGCCGGCCGAGGGCCUGCGCGUGGACCGCUGGGCCGGGGCCAGGUACGCGGCCGUGCGCCGCUUCGGGGGCUUCGUGGCGGACGCCGACGUCGGGGAGCAGGCGGCGCGGCUCGAGGCCAGCCUCCAGGGCACCCGGUGGGCCGCCGCCGUCAACGACGCGCGCAGGGCCGACCCGGCCUCGCCCUACACCGUCGCGCAGUACAACUCGCCCUUCGAGUUCACCGGCAGGGUCAACGAGAUCUGGAUGCUCUUCGACGCGGACGACGACGCCAGUAUGUGAUGCGAUUCCAAGCGUGCUCUCGGGGCACUGAGGCGUUUAGGGAAGGACGCGCAUGCACCUGUGCAGUGCAGCUGUGCUACCAUGAAGUAUUUCGUGCUCUUGUGCGCUAGCUUCGUUUACUUUCGACUUUUCGAGUAAGGAAUAAGGUGCCUCUUGUUGCAAUAAUGAUAAAGCUAAUCCUGCUUGUAAUUACAUUUCGUGGCAUGGCCAUUCCGGCAACAUGUCCAGUAAAAAAAAACUUUUUAGUUUC
Messenger RNA from Zea mays, 1751 nucleotides. RefSeq lists its product as uncharacterized. The coding region runs from base 655 to 1611 and encodes 318 amino acids. The transcript is spliced from 4 exons. The record is from RefSeq and is marked provisional. Lineage: Eukaryota; Viridiplantae; Streptophyta; Magnoliopsida; Poales; Poaceae.